This is a messenger RNA of Talaromyces atroroseus, 1230 nucleotides long. Its product is annotated as Pyruvate dehydrogenase E1 component subunit alpha, mitochondrial. The coding region runs from base 1 to 1230 and encodes 409 amino acids. The record is from RefSeq and is a predicted model, not a curated record. NCBI's taxonomy places the organism in Eukaryota, Fungi, Ascomycota, Eurotiomycetes, Eurotiales, Trichocomaceae. Gene Ontology annotation, molecular function: oxidoreductase activity, acting on the aldehyde or oxo group of donors, disulfide as acceptor. The transcript is spliced from 4 exons.
AUGCUGUCUCGUACGCUGCGUCCAUAUGGCGCCAAUCUAGCCUCGCGUUCCGUGUGGACACACUCUCACCAACGCCGAACGCUGCUCGCUAGAGCUGCAAAUGGCGGCUCUCAAUCUUCGGGAGAUGAUACUCCACUCACCGUCACCCUUCCCAAGGAUUCUUUUGACACCUACAACAUUGAUCCGCCUCCAUUUAGCCUGCAGAUCUCGAAAAACCAACUUCGUCAGUUGUACAAAGACAUGACAACAAUUCGGCGUCUGGAAUUGGUAGCAGACGCACUUUAUAAAGAGCAAAAAAUCCGAGGCUUCUGUCACCUUUCAACGGGCCAAGAAGCUGUUGCUGUGGGAAUUGAACAUGCAAUUACCAAGUCUGAUCCCCUAAUCACAGCAUAUCGCAGCCAUGGUUUCACAUAUAUGCGUGGCGGAAGUAUCCGGUCGAUAAUUGGCGAGCUACUCGGCAAACAGCAAGGAAUCUCCUACGGCAAAGGAGGGUCGAUGCAUAUGUUUGCCAAGGGAUUCUACGGUGGAAAUGGAAUUGUUGGCGCGCACGUACCUGUCGGCACCGGAAUCUCCCUUGCUCAGCAAUACACAGGGCAGAGAACCAUGACCGUGGACGUGUAUGGCGACGGCGCUGCGAAUCAGGGACAAGUGCACGAAGCAUUCAACAUGGCUAAAUUGUGGAAUCUGCCCGUGCUAUACGGCUGUGAGAAUAAUCAGUACGGAAUGGGCACAUCUGCUGAAAGAUCGUCUGCCAUGACCGACUACUACAAACGGGGACAUUAUUUUCCCGGAAUCCGUAUCAAUGGCAUGGAUGUUCUAGCCGUCAUGUGCGCAGUCAAGUAUGCCCGUCGACUGAUUACUGGAGAGGAGGGCGGCCAUGAAGGACCGUUGCUGUACGAGUAUGUCACCUAUAGAUACUCAGGACACAGCAUGUCCGACCCUGGCGUGGCAUACCGAACACGCGAGGAGCUGAAGGAAAAGAGGAAACAGGAUCCCCUGACAGUGCUCAAGGAGCGACUGCUCGAACUGGGCGUCAACACGGAGGAUGAGUUGAAAUCUAUGGAGAAAGAAAUAAGGAGCUUCGUCAAUAAUGAGGCUGAGGCUGCGCAGAAGAUGGACGAUCCACCCCCGACAUCAGACACAUUAUAUCAAGACAUUUAUGUGCGAGGAGCAGAGCCAGACUAUAUGAGAGGUACCACGGUUGACAACACAUAUUAUUAUGCACACUAG